CGCAGCGAAAAUGAUAUCGAUGCUCUUCCAUAUGUCGAUCGCGAGAUCGACGACCCAGAAAUGAAAACCACUGUCGAACGGCUGAUCGAUCAAGAACUGCGACGAAUGCGACGGAAACCCGGAAGCGAUCGAUCGCAGCUGCCUAUGGAAGUGGAAUUAUUUCAAAACAAUGCGAUGCUCAAGCAAGAAUGGGAACGCGUUAAAAGAAAUGAACCAUUAAAUGCACUGGACUAUACGCGCUACGAAAUUAAAGCACCAGAAGAAGACGAGGCUGAUGGAGAAGCAUGGAAGGCGGCAGUCGAUAACUCGAAAGCUCAACUAGAAUCACAAACAGACAGCAUGUUCAACUUGGAAUUGUUGGCCAAGUUUGGACCCAACGCAUGGCGUGUCCAUAACUACCAGUUAGAAGCACAACUGAAACAGCUGCAGCAAACGACAAGCGAGUAUCGGGAUGCUGUGCUAAAGAUCAAUCGCGAGCGAAAGGCGGAUCAGACCCAAGCAGGCGGAUCACUCCGAACGUUGGAAAGCAAGUGGUCGGAUCUGAUUACACAAAAUCUUCAAGUGGACAUUGCUGCCUCAGCACUAGAACAAGAAGUAGAAGAAUUGAGACGG
Zychaea mexicana is the source of this 612-nucleotide messenger RNA. Its product is annotated as Pre-mRNA-splicing factor SPF27. The transcript has 5 exons. Gene Ontology annotation, biological process: mRNA processing. The annotation marks the transcript as partial. Gene Ontology annotation, cellular component: Prp19 complex; precatalytic spliceosome; catalytic step 2 spliceosome. NCBI's taxonomy places the organism in Eukaryota, Fungi, Mucoromycota, Mucoromycetes, Mucorales, Lichtheimiaceae. The record is from RefSeq and is a predicted model, not a curated record.